CAGCAAUCCACAAUCCCAUCGAUUAACUUUCGGUCUCUAUUCUCCACUCACCCAACAUGAAGUUCUUCACCACCUUCACCACUGCCGCCCUCAUGGCUACCGUCUCCAGCCUUGCCGUCGAGACGCGCAAUACCGCCUCUUCCAACAUCGAUCUCGGAGUCAUGGAGUUACCUGUCAUUCCCCAACUUUCAUCCAAUGAAACGGCAACCGGCGUCUCCAAAAGGGAUGUGAACUUGAUGAAGCGCGAGAGUAUGAUUGUAGAUGUUUGGGCCGAUGACAACUUUUCCGGCCGUCACGAGGCUCUGUCUUCCGACUUGAAUCACUGCUACGGCCUCGGCAACGGCUGGAACGAUAUCAUCAGCUCGCUGCGCGUGCAGUCAGGGUACGGCUGCGUGUUCUACGUAGACUCCAACUGCAAAGGAAAUACUUUGACAGUUAGGGGAGACACCCCUUAUCUCCGAACUAUUGGAUGGAGUGAUGUGAUUUCAAGCUACCUCUGUUAUAAGUAAAGGGAUUUUUGGUACAGAGAUUGACCCAGGGCAGCAUUGCUGCUGAAGUUGCCAGUAGAGAUUUUAUCGGUGGGCUUACGAGACUUCUUACAUUCUUGCGAAGUGCGGUCUUUGGAGGCGCAGAGAAUUGGCGGCUUGGUAGUGUGGGAUAAAGGGAUGAGGCGAGAAAGAGAUCUUGUAGUUGCAGAAUGCACGUGUAGGGGUUGCUAGACCCUGCUGCAGAUGUUCGAUGCCUUUAGAAUGCUACUUGCCUAAAUAGGCAAGUAGAAAACGGGGCAAGUUUACGUAACUGAAGUCGUUUGCAUCCUGAAAAGUUCAAAGCC
Messenger RNA from Lindgomyces ingoldianus, 832 nucleotides. RefSeq lists its product as uncharacterized. The coding region runs from base 57 to 509 and encodes 150 amino acids. Lineage: Eukaryota; Fungi; Ascomycota; Dothideomycetes; Pleosporales; Lindgomycetaceae. The record is from RefSeq and is a predicted model, not a curated record. The transcript is spliced from 4 exons.